Molecule: messenger RNA, 3042 nt
Organism: Parnassius apollo (apollo)
Lineage: Eukaryota; Metazoa; Arthropoda; Insecta; Lepidoptera; Papilionidae
Source: the annotation of a GenBank genome assembly
AUGUCGGAAACACUGCCAAACAGCAAAAAACAAGUGUCGAGGCAACUGCGGGAGCGAAAACAACGCAAGCUGUACUCCGAUGAAUGGGCACUUGGGGAUGAUGAAGCUGAGGGAGGACGUGGAUUUUCUCUUGCUGAUAAACUUGAAAGUGCCAGAUUUGAACACACUGGAGCAGUACUUGAAAUGCAUGGAACAGAUCUUACUGUGUCAUACUUACAAAAGAAUGGUUUUACUACUCCGCUUCUGUUCAAAGAAAAAACUGGGCUGGGAUUAAGAGUCCCUACGAGCAACUUUACGGUGAAUGACGUACGCAUGUGCGUGGGUUCGCGGCGGCUGCUUGACGUGAUGGACGUGAACACGCAGAAAAACAUAGAGAUGACCAUGAAGGACUGGAAUCGAUAUUACGAUGAUGCGAACAAAGAACGCCUGCUUAACGUGAUUUCCUUAGAGUUCUCUCAUACCCGGUUGGAGAAUUAUGUGCAAGCGCCGCGAAUAGUGCGCCAGAUCGACUGGGUGGACACCGUGUGGCCACGACACCUGAAAGAUCAACAGACUGAAUCAACCAAUGCUCUGGACGACAUGAUGUAUCCUAAAGUGCAAAAGUAUUGCCUCAUGUCAGUUAAGGGAUGCUACACUGACUUUCACAUCGAUUUUGGUGGAACUUCGGUUUGGUACCACAUUUUAAGAGGCGCAAAAGUGUUUUGGCUUAUUCCGCCCACCGAGAAAAACUUACAGUUGUACGAAAAGUGGGUCUUAUCUGGCAAGCAAUCUGAUGUCUUCUUUGGCGAUACCGUUGAGAAAUGCAUUCGAGUCCACUUACAAGCCGGUCACACAUUCUUUAUUCCGACGGGUUGGAUCCACGCCGUGUACACUCCGAGCGACUCUCUCGUUUUUGGAGGCAACUUCUUGCAUCAGUUCGGAAUUGAGAAACAACUUAAAAUCGCGCAAGUCGAAGACGUUACUAAGGUACCACAGAAGUUCCGUUACCCGUUCUUCACUGAGAUGCUGUGGUACGUGCUUGACCGGUACGUGAGCGCCCUAUUAGGACGAAGUCAUCUCGCUCCCGAGGGACAGUCCACCCCACCGUCGCCUCCCAAAGAACACGUGCAUCUCACACAAAACGAGUUGCAUGGUCUUAAGGCGAUUGUCAUGUACCUACACCAAUUGCCGGCGGCACGAAAAUCGGUACCGGAGCUGCUGUCCGAUCCAAUCGCUCUUGUUCGGGACGUGCGUACGCUCGUAGAACAACACAGGCACGAUAAACAACAUUUAGCCGUUACUGGAGUGCCGGUUCUGAAAGGGCCGGAGGAGACGGCGCCGGCGGAGCGGCGGCAGUCGAGCGGGCGUGGCGCGCGCGGCGGCGCACGCGGCGGUGCGACACGUCCGCGCCCCGACCACGCGAACGGUGCACCGCGCCGACGCCGCACCAGGUGUAAAAAAUGCGAGGCGUGUCAACGUACCGACUGCGGAGAGUGUGUGUUCUGCCACGACAUGGUCAAAUUUGGUGGAUUGGGACGCGCUAAACAGACUUGCAUUAUGCGUCAGUGCUUGCAGCCUAUGUUGCCCGUGACUGCUUCGUGUGCAGUGUGCCACUUGGAUGGCUGGAUGCAAACACCCGUCGCGCCACAAGCCAAGGGUAACUCGGGGCGCAACGGGGCGUCGUCGCUGCGCGAGUGCUCGGUGUGCUACAGCAUCGUACACCCGGGCUGCGUGCCGCCCGGUGGCCAACUCAACGAGGACCUGCCCAACUCCUGGGAGUGCCCCACCUGCACCACCAUGGGCCUCAACCACGACUACAAGCCACGUCAUUUCCGAGCGCGUCAGAAGUCCUCAGAUCUACGGCGUAUGAGCAUUGGAUCGGAUGUAAGUCAACUUGGCCAACAUCAUAAUAAUUUACAGAACAAAUUACCACCACCUCCACCUCCUGGGCCGGUCAAAUCUGAGCCUGGAUCAGAUAGCGAGAGCAAGAAUGAUGUUUUACAUCUUAAAUCUGAAGAUGAGAUAAAGCGCGAAGAGUGCGAUGGUGAAGGUGGGACUGAGGAGGAGUGGGAGCCGGCAGCCAAGAAACGCCGCUCCAGCCACGAGGAUGAGGCGCCUAAGAAACAGGCGCUACGGGCACAUUUAGCUCUGCAGCUCACCCAUCACAGCGCAAAGGCGCUGAAGAAGCCGCUGUACCCGGUGCGGCCGGCGUACGGGUCGCCGGGGGGAGCAGGCGCGGGUGGAGGCUCGCCGUGGCUGGACCGCGAAGCCGUGCUGUCCGUGUUCACCAAGCUCACGCCGCACGAGCUCGCCACCUGCGCGCUCGUCUGCAAGGCCUGGGCCGAGUACUCCAUGGAUCCAUCGUUGUGGCGCAACAUGUCGUUUGUUCAAGUACGAGUAUCAGCAGCACAGCUAGCUGGCAUCGUCCGACGACAGCCCUUGUCACUCGGCCUCGAGUGGUGCCAUUUAGCCAGGAGACAGCUUGCUUGGCUGCUGGCGCGGCUGCCCACGCUGCGGUCGCUGUCGCUGGCCGGGUCGCCGGCGGAGGCGGCGCUGGCGCUGCGGUCGCCCGCGUGUCCGCCGCUCACGUCGCUGGACCUGUCGUUCGCGCGCUGCUUGGACGACGCGAAGCUGCGCGGCGUGCUGGCGCCGCCCGAGGCGUCGCGGCCCGGCGGCGGCGCGCGCACUGGCGCCGAGCCCUCGCGCCUCGCCGCGCUCGCCGUGCUGCGUCUGCCUGGCACAGACAUCACCGACGUGGCCAUGCGCUACGUCGUGCAGGCGUUGCCAAAACUUGUCGAACUAGACGCAUCUUCUUGCGCCCGACUGACUGACGCAGGAGCGGCACAAUUGGCGCACCACUCGCUACAACGACUCUCACUGGCCGGCUGCAGGCUGCUCACUGAAGCCGCACUCGACCAUCUAGCAAGAUGUCCUAAUCUCGUCCGGCUGGAUCUCCGACAUGUACCUCUUGUUUCUACACAAGCGGUGAUUAAGUUUGCUGCCAAAUCCAAACAUAACUUACAUGUUAAGGAUGUUAAACUUGUAGAGCUAAGGAAAACCUGA